Messenger RNA from Exaiptasia diaphana, 1185 nucleotides. RefSeq lists its product as uncharacterized. The transcript has a single exon. Bases 529 to 1185 code for a protein of 218 amino acids. NCBI's taxonomy places the organism in Eukaryota, Metazoa, Cnidaria, Anthozoa, Actiniaria, Aiptasiidae. The record is from RefSeq and is a predicted model, not a curated record.
AGAAAUUUGAUAAAAGGAAGCGAUAAACCGCCUUCAUAGGUGGUUUUGACUCGAGAUGAGUAAGGAAAACGACAAAGGUCACACCGAUGCCAACACGACUAGAAGAGAUGCUGUGGAAAGCCAGAGCAGUUCUUCACAUGAUAUUGUCGCUGCCAUAAGCACUAUGAGCUCCCAAUUAGCCUCUUCAUUUGAAAGACUGCAUGCUACAAUGCAACAGUCCUUUGGGGACAUAAAGUCCACGAUAGAUGGACUUACUGAAGAGGAUGAAGGAGAUGAGAGCUCGCACGACGAAGGGGCGCCAUUGGAAAGCGCGCCAAAACUUCAAGGCCUGAUCAGGGGUUAAGCCAGCAAUCUGGUCCCUCCUUAGGCAAAGGUAGCAAAAGCCAGCAAUCUGGUGCUACUAAUGAAGAAAAUCAGGGCACUGGAGACUCAAUUGAAGUCUUAUCUGGAAUAGCUACUAACUUGAAACUUGUGCAAAAGAAAGGCCCUGCAGUAAAUGAGCAAAUCGCCGAAAUUGUUCAAGGUCUAAUGAGAGUAAAACUCUCUGAUGAGGUUUUGACUGAGACUCAAAAUCGUUAUAAUAGACCAGAAAACUGUGAUUGCUUGGAAACUACUAAAGUAAAUCACCUCAUAUGGGACAAGCUGAAGUCUGAAACCAGAUCGGCUGAUAUCAAAUUACAACGAGUGCAAACAAACCUUGUGAAAGGGGUAAUCCCCAUUGUCUCUCUUAUUCAAGAGCUUGUAAAUGCUAGAGAUAAAAUUCCUAGCGAUGUAUUGGAAGUUGAGGAAAUACUCAAAAAAGGCACUGACGCUAUUGCACUCAUUGGCGCCGCGAACUUUGAUCUAAACAUGCGGCGUCGUGACAAUAUUAAACUUGAACUUAAUGAAGAUUACAAACACUUGUGCUCAAGUACCGUACCAUUUACCGACUAUCUCUUUGGAGACGACACAGAUCUGUCGAAACAAUUGAAAGACUUGGCAGAAGCUACUAAAGUUAGCAAAAAGAUCAAGCAUGACUCCAAAAGUGACACGCGUAAAGGGUCAAACUACAGAAACUUCAAGUCUUCAAAAAGAGGAUUUGGAUAUAAACGAGACCAAUACUCACGUUCCAACAGCUACAAGAGCAAUUUAAACUGGAAAAGGCCCAGCCUCAAGAACAAAGAAGAGGGGAAGAGGCAAAAGUAG